AUGCCGGUCGAUGUGGUUCUUCGCCUUGCUUACAACAUGCUUUCAGAUUACCAGCUCAAUAAUGCAGGAGGAAAAGAGAAGAGCAAGAGUAAUAAUGCAGUUUGGAAUCGACCGCGGAAAGGUUGGUUUAAGAUCAACACUGACGCGGGUAGGAACCAUCAGAAUAAAUGGGGUCUUGGUUUCGUGAGUCGGGAUUGCGACGGAGAGGUGGUGAACGCAGGAAAUAAAGUGCUGAAAACCAAUGUGUCAAUCUUGGAAGCGGAAGCGGAAGCGUUACUAUGGGGCCUGAGUAUUGCUGAAGAUUGUUCACUCAUGAAGGUAGUAGUGGAGAAAGGUAGUAGUGGAGAGUGA
Messenger RNA from Mercurialis annua (annual mercury), 351 nucleotides. RefSeq lists its product as uncharacterized. Gene Ontology annotation, molecular function: RNA-DNA hybrid ribonuclease activity; nucleic acid binding. NCBI's taxonomy places the organism in Eukaryota, Viridiplantae, Streptophyta, Magnoliopsida, Malpighiales, Euphorbiaceae. The record is from RefSeq and is a predicted model, not a curated record. Bases 1 to 351 code for a protein of 116 amino acids. The transcript has a single exon.